Ramularia collo-cygni is the source of this 615-nucleotide messenger RNA. RefSeq lists its product as uncharacterized. The transcript has a single exon. Bases 1 to 615 code for a protein of 204 amino acids. The record is from RefSeq and is a predicted model, not a curated record. Lineage: Eukaryota; Fungi; Ascomycota; Dothideomycetes; Mycosphaerellales; Mycosphaerellaceae. Gene Ontology annotation, molecular function: protein binding.
AUGUUUGCCAAGACGAAAGACCACCAAGGCCACAAUGCACUCCACUGUCUCCUGGGAGGAAAUGGAUAUGUCGAUGUUGCCGCCGUCCAGUGCCUAACAGCGCAUAAUGUAGGUGUUGACGAUCUUACUGAUGAUGGCGAUUGUCCUUUGUCAAUGUAUUUCACAAGUUCGAAGCAUUGGCUUGAUCGCUCUUCGCACAAAGCAGAAAUUGUUAAUCAUCUGUUCCGCGCAGGCGCAGACCCCUCUUUUAAAACCGCCAACGGCUGCCUUAACUUCGGUCAUCUUGCAGCUUUUGCAGAUGAAGUUGGCGUUAAGCUUUUGAAGGUCCUGGCAGAGAAUGGAGUCAACUUGGCGGCGGAAGAUUAUGACGGCCGCACAAUGUUGCACCAUUGUGCUUUGCAUGGGUCGAUUGAAGAGGAAGAUACUUUGAGUUUUCUUUGCGAUGAGGUUGGAUUGUCUAACGAUUCUUAUGAUCGUUCUGGAAUGACGCCGCUGGCUCUAGCUACGCAAAAGAAGCUGGAAGUCCAUCAUCCACACCUUUUUCGAUCGAGGCGGUGGAUUCAGACGGAGAACAUCCUAUCCAGCAACCUCAGCGACCACCGGAAGAAUACGUAG